GAAGAAGAAGAAGAAAUCAAAGAGAGCUGAUGAGGAUACACCAGCUGAGGUUCCGUGUGGAGUUAGUGACAGAAAAAAGAAAAGAAAACAUGAAGCAGUGACACCAGUGAUGACGGAAGAGUCUACAGAUGUUGCUCUUCCCCAGGAGGGAGAAGUGAGGAAAAAGAAGAGGAGGAGGACUGAAGAGGCAGUCUCCGCUGGAGAGAACACCGGCGCAGACGUGUCACUCCCUCCGGUGCAAAUGGACAGUGGGGCAGUCCAACAGAAGCCGGCCAAGAGCAAGUCCGAGAAGACCAGAAAGACUGCAGACAGACAAGCCAGCGCGGACACACAGCCUGCGGAAAACACACACUUGCACACACACACACCGCCUCACACGGAUGAUGGGCCAAGGAAAGCACCUGUGCUGGACAUUGAAGAUGCCGUGCUACAGGAGCUCAAGGAGUUUGCGCCUAACGCACCGUUUCAUAACCACCACUGGAUACGGAAGCUCAUCCAGUAUGACCUGCCCCGCUUCAGAGAAUUCAAGAAGCAAGGUAUCCCACUGCGUAUGGGUAAGUUCACCGGUUCCGAGAACAAGAGGCUGAAAGAGAAUAUAAAAAACUUCCUGCUCAUCAGCGGGAUUGACAGCACGUUGAAGCUGUUCAAACCACACCGCUUCCCGGAAGAGAGGGCGAUCAUCAGGGGACAGAAGAGACGGUUGGGAUUUCUCCCUAGUCUCUGUGCGGGGAUACCUCGUAACUGGCACAACAUCCUAUCACGAGCCAGGAAGAUGUCUGACGAGGAGAAUUACCUGGGAAAGUUUACAGAAGACGAGAACGAGGCCUUGAAGAAGCUGUACACACUGCAUGGGACAAACUGGGUCACCAUCUCAGACAAGAUGGGUCGCAGCUAUGAAGCCUUGCAGAAACGCUUUUCUAUGAUGACUGACACUCACGGGUCAUGGGCGGAGGAGGAGCUCAAGAGCCUCUUGACGAGUGUGCGGCAGCUGCUGCUGGAGAGGGCGGAGCCUGGUGCAGAUGGGGAUUUGGUCAUCAAGAAAAAGGACCUGUAUAAGAAGCUAGCCUGGGUGAAGGUGGCCGAGCAGCAAUCGACCCGAAGCUGGCUGCAGUGCAGGGAGAAAUGGAUGGAUUACCUGACCAAAAGAAUGACGAGUGGAGGAGCGAUCAAAGGGAGGAAGAGCCUCACUGGGCAAAUCCAGCUGAUCAGAGCACUCAAUGAAAUGGCUGUGGAGGAGCCUUCAGACAUAGUGUGGGAUGACCUCACUCAUCUCUUCGGGAACACUCCUCCUGACUAUCUACAAAUGAGGUACUACCAGCUGAAAGUGAUUUAUGUCCCGGGCUGGUACACAAUGUCUUUCUGUGACAUUGUUGAUUUCCUGUAUGAGCAGGUGCUGCCCAAGCUGGAGAAGCAGCUGGAGAUGUGUGAGGAGGAGGACGUGGCCAGUGAGGAGCGGCAGUCUUACAAGCUGUCCGAGAUCUUCCCCGACUUACCCUGACUCUCACAAGCUGUCCGAGAUCUUCCCCGACUUACCCUGACUCUCACAAGCUGUCCGAGAUCUUCCCUGACUUACCCUGACUCUCAGGGCGGUGUGUGUGUGUGUGUGUGUGUGUGUGUGUGUGUGUGUGUGUGUUUCAUCUUACAAGCUGUUCGAGAUCUUCCCCGACUUCCCCUGACUCUCUCAGGGCGUACGUACGUGUGUGUGUGUUUCCGUUUGUCUCCUCCUCCUGAGAAGCUGUCCAUCCAGCAUCUGAAAAUCCACCCCCCAGCCCUAACACACACACACACACACACACAGUGAGCUUCCUCUUCACACUGGAUCCUAGAUCUCCCCUGACUCCUGAGUGAGCCCCGGCUGCCAAUGAACCUGUGCUCUGAGUGGGGCAGGAUGACAUCUGAUGAAGACACUCGGAUUCUUUUGUUCAGAAUUUGUAUGACAUAUUUAACAUUACAUUUAUAACAUUUAUUUGUCUUUCUUUGUGGGCCUUUUUCUAAAGAACUUCAGAAGAAUUAUUUUUGUGAUAAUGAUUGAAAAGAAUAUCUGCUUUGUGUUUUGUACUUUGUAUAUUGAAAUGUAUAUUUUGACAUUUUAAAAUGUUAUGCAAUAUCUCACAAUUUAUAUAGUAAAUCAAAUUAUUUUAAUCCAGUCUCUGUUGAGCAUUGUUUUUUCAUCACCUUUAGUGUUCAUAAGGUCAUAGCUGCGGAAAGGGUCAUCUUAAAAGUGUGGGUUAUAUGGAUGGUGUAUAGUGGGUUAUAUGGAUGGUGUAUUGUGGGUUAUAUGGAUGG
Alosa alosa (allis shad) is the source of this 2286-nucleotide messenger RNA. Its product is annotated as transcription termination factor 1-like. The record is from RefSeq and is a predicted model, not a curated record. Bases 110 to 1498 code for a protein of 462 amino acids. NCBI's taxonomy places the organism in Eukaryota, Metazoa, Chordata, Actinopteri, Clupeiformes, Clupeidae. The transcript is spliced from 9 exons.